Ipomoea triloba (trilobed morning glory) is the source of this 1551-nucleotide messenger RNA. RefSeq lists its product as uncharacterized. Lineage: Eukaryota; Viridiplantae; Streptophyta; Magnoliopsida; Solanales; Convolvulaceae. The record is from RefSeq and is a predicted model, not a curated record. The transcript is spliced from 2 exons. Bases 180 to 575 code for a protein of 131 amino acids.
AAGAUUGUGGAUAGAGCUAGUUGGUGUAAGCCCAAGAAGGCAUGGAUCAAAAUGAAUUGUGAAGUGGGGGGAGGGAGAGAGGGAAGAACUGUGGCUUUGUGAUUAGAAAUGGUGAAGGAAGGUUUUGCUUGGCUGGGGUGUACUCUGUUCAGGAGGAACUGGAUGGCUUAAUCAAAAGAAUGUUAAGGGAUGGGGUGGAAUGGAGUAAGGAAAGAAACUUGGGGAGAAUGGUUAUUGAGUCAGAUGAUGAAAGAGUUCUGGAGAAGGAAGAAUGGGAGGGAACGGUGGUAGGAAAAUGUAGGGAAAAAGUGAAUUGUGUGGCAGAAUGCUUGGUAAAGAAUGAAAAGGAGGGAAAUGUGAUUUAUCUAACACGUGAGGCAAUGUCAAGGUCCUUUAGGCAAGUAUUGGAUCUAGAGGGCUUGCCUCAUUUCUUUUUUUCUCCCUCUGUAUAUUACAGGUGGAAAUGGAAUAUGGGCAUAACUCUGCUGGAGGGCUGCUGGUAUGAUAUUUGUUUUGAUUUGUUUGUGCAGGGAAUGAAGAUGGUGGCGGUACAGUGCAGAGCUGGGAGUACAUGAAGGCAACAAGUGAAAGCUGAAAUGAAUUGGAAUUUGAAAAAUGAGUGAUUUUGUCUAGGUUGAAGAUUUUCUUAUUUAGCAUGCUAAGUAGGGUGUCUUUGGCCUCUCUAGUCUGAUAAUUGCAAGUGUGACAGGGUGAAAAUGGGAAACUGUGUGCUUAUGUGGGUAUUUGCAGGGGGUGAUCCAAGCAUAGCAUACACUUAUAGAGAUGGGAAUGUCUUUUGAAAUUGGAAAGGAAGCAUAAUAGGUUGAAAGAAAAGAAAUAGAAAAAAAAAAAAAAAAAAGAGAAAGGUGAUGAAAUGAUUUAAGAAAUGAUGUUCCCCAUUGCUUAGGGUGUGGCUUGAUAAGGCUUUUCCUAGUAAGAUACAGAGCUCUGUACGGGAGAGGUUGAUCCAUGCUCUAAGGGUGGGGGCUCUGGGUACUACCAUUGCUGUGGGUGCAGGUUGUAGGGCUCCCUGUGGAAAAACACAGAGAUCUGUGCAGAGGGGGUUGCUUGUGCCCACAUGGUGGGUCUCAUUGCUUAGGUUGUUGGCUAUUAAGGCUUCGCCCUGUCAAAUGCAGAGAUCUGUAUAGGGGGUUGGUUGGUGGCCUAAGGGUGAGGGUACGAAAGUGCUUGGUAUGAAAAGGUGGAAAUAAGAAAUGGGUUGUGUAGUUGGUUCAUAGGUAUCGGUCCCAUCCUUUGUGUAGGGCGUGGAUUAUUCUUGUUAGAUACCAUAGUUUUGUGCUUAGAAGACUUGGUGAAGGGAGGAGGGAGUGGUGCGUACCUUUAGUUUGUAUGAAGAUUAGCCUAAGGAGGCCAUUGGAUACUUUACUUGGCAUAUUAGAUAGAGGAAAUCGUUGAUAUUAGAUAGCCACUUUGGCAAUGAAUAUGUAACUAUGUAAGCCCUUGGGCAUUUGUCUUAGCUAGGCCACUUUCUGGCCCAGAUGUACUGACUCUUUGAUGUUGGAUGAUAUGAAUUGUUUUUUUUUUAAAGAA